This is a messenger RNA of Aspergillus viridinutans, 792 nucleotides long. RefSeq lists its product as uncharacterized. Bases 1 to 792 code for a protein of 263 amino acids. The transcript has 2 exons. NCBI's taxonomy places the organism in Eukaryota, Fungi, Ascomycota, Eurotiomycetes, Eurotiales, Aspergillaceae. The record is from RefSeq and is a predicted model, not a curated record.
AUGACUGCAAAAGGCUCGUACAAUACAAGCCUCCUCGUUCUCCUCUGCUGCACCCUGUUCAUCACCAUUGCAGAGGCAACAACAGCUACGCUCACCGACUCUACGGCCUAUGCGUCGCAACGGCCCUGCGCAAAGAAGUGCUUCUACUGGGGCUCCUCCUCACAGGGCGGCGCCGAUUUCCUCGCGAACCGGAUCGACUGCGGAGUCGAUCCCAUCGAGAAUGAAUGUAUCUGUCGCUCAGAUCUCCAGCAAACCCCCGACUCGUUCCUCCGCAAAUGCGUGACUGACAACUGGGACGCGAAUGCCAUUGACGUUUCCAGCGCCGUCAGGAUAUACGACGAUUAUUGUGCGAGUAAUGGGUACACGAGGGCGACGUCCACCGCGCAGACGACCAGGACGACUUCAUCAGACGGUCCUAGCGUCUGGGGGACGGCGUCUGCGGCCGGCGGUGCUCGGGCUGCGGCGAGGACGAGGUUGACGCAUGUGGAUGCUUUAGAGUCCACUUUUCAGGCGAGUGCUGCGAUGUCCACAAGCGAGAAGGCAUCAGAUCGGACGACCGAGUCUACAACGCAGUCGCUGCCAUCGGCAACCCAGACCACAGCAACACCGACUACCUCGUCGGGUACUGGAGAGGGGGACAAGACCAGUCAAGGCGAUGGAAACAAACUGAAGGUGGGAGACAUCGUCGGUAUAGUCGUUGGUAUUCUCGGCUUCAUCGCACCGGCCGUGGGGUCGUGGUUUUCAUACAAGACUCUCAAGCAGAGGAAACGCCUCGCCGCGAACCCUCCCUGA